AUGCCAAAAGAAGUCGACCAUCUUCUGAGCGUGAAAAUAGAACCGAGUGACUCACUCAAAGCAUACAAUGCCAAGUAUUGGGAAACCUUCAAUGAAAUCCCUGAUUGCCCAAUCAACUUGGCAAUCACCCAAUACAAGUGUUAUCUCCCGGUUGGACAUAGACUGAGAGACUCGCUCACUAUAAACCAACCAACAACCAUGGAGCUACUAAUGCAACGAAUCAACGAGCACAUUCGGGUAGAGGAUGAUACUGCCGCGGCCACCGCAAAGACAAAUUCGGUGACAGCGGAUAAAAGAAUGGCUGGAAAGGAUCACGUUGUCGGACAGGAGGCAAACUGUCUAAGUAACUGUGAAAGAGAGUCAGACCACGAUGCAGACUGGAACAAUCGGGGUAAGGGUCGUCACAAUGACCAAGCUGAUCACCCUCGGGACGCCGUGGAAGAUGUGAAGAGAAAGUUGAAUGCCCGAACCCGCAUCACCACGGUUUUCAAAAUCUCAAUCUACCGUACGUUCGAUUUCUGGCUAAGUUGGGACUGUUUGCCUCUGAAACAACAUUUGGAGGAGUUAGUGGCUGCUGGCCACUUGGACUAUUACAUUGACGGAGUCGUCAAGGCCGCACCCCAUGCUCCAGCUGAACCAAACGGUCUGGACGCCCUAAAAGCAGCCCCUCAAGGUGUGAUCAAUGUGAUCCAUGGUAUCAUCAAGCCAAUGCGUGUAUACGAGCUCCGAGAGAUGAUCAAAAAAGCAGAGUAUAUGAGGGAAGUCUUGUUAAUCCAGCCCACUGUCAAAAAGAGCAAAACUGAGGUGAGAGAUGUGCUCAACUUUUCAAGCCAAGCUCUUGAAAGAAUUCAAACGCUGCACAAUGACGGGCUGAUGAUCACCCUUCGUAUUAGGAACUUUGACAUAAGGUGCAUUCUGAUCGACCAAGGUAGCUCAAUCGAAAUAAUGUACUAUGACGCCUUCAAGCAACUCAAGUUAAGUGAUAAAGACUUGGCCCCAGCAACCUCGCCAUUGGUCGGCUUCAACUCGCAACCGGAGUGGCCCAUGGAAAAGAUCAUUUUACUGGUCAAAGCUGGGUCCGUGGUCAAGCAGGUGGAGUUCUGGAUGUUGAAGGUGCCUUCCACAUAUAAUCUGAUCUGGGCAGAGAAUGGCUUUACACCAUGCAAGCGAUGA
This is a messenger RNA of Camellia sinensis, 1173 nucleotides long. The record is from RefSeq and is a predicted model, not a curated record. NCBI's taxonomy places the organism in Eukaryota, Viridiplantae, Streptophyta, Magnoliopsida, Ericales, Theaceae.